GAAGAAAUGCAAGCCACACAAUAUUUUCUCACUUGGCAUUAUUGAUAUCUUAUCCCAAACAUUAUAAUAACAGCUCAAGGCUGUCUUUGUCAGUCAGCACUGUGUCUCUUUCCCAGCUCUCAGACAAGACGGCGUUCUUCUCUCCGACCACCGUCAUGGAAGAAAAACCGUCGGCGGCAACCGGACUUCAGCCAAUCCGCUGUAGAGCUGCCGUCUGCCGGAAGCCCGGCGAACCACUAGUGAUUGAGGAGAUAUCAGUGGCGCCGCCACUGGCUCGUGAAGUUCGAAUCCGGAUAAUAUGCACCUCUUUAUGUCAUACUGAUAUUUCCAUUUGGAAGUUGAAGGAUCCUCCGGGGGUUGUUCCAAGAAUCCUUGGCCACGAAGCGUUCGGGGUGGUUGAAAGUGUAGGGGAGGAUGUGAACGAAGUUAAGGAAGGAGAUACUGUCAUCCCAACAUUCAUGGCUGACUGUGAGGAAUGUGAAGAUUGCUUAUCAAAUAACAGCAAUCUUUGUUCAAAAUUCCCUUUCAGCAUGUCUUCAGUAAUGCCCCGCCAUGGGACAAGCAGGUUCACAGAUCUCAAUGGAGAGGUUAUUCAUCAUUUUCUGUAUGUUUCAAGUUUCAGUGAAUACACCGUUGUAGAUGUGGCCUAUGUCAUCAAAGUAGAUCCUGCUAUCCCUCCAAACAGGGCAUGCCUCCUUAGUUGUGGGGUUGCAACAGGGGUUGGUGCAGCAUGGAAAACAGCAAAUGUGAAGAAGGGAUCCACUGUUGCCAUUUUUGGACUUGGGUCCAUAGGUUUAGCUGUAGCUGAAGGAGCAAGACUAUGUGGAGCAAGCAGGAUCAUUGGGAUAGAUAUCAACCCAGAUAAAUUUGAAGCUGCCAAAAAGUUUGGAGUCACUGAGUUCUUGAAUUCUGGGAGGCUUGAGGAUAAAUCUGUGAGCCAGGUAAUUAAUGAAAUGACGGGUGGAGGUGCAGAUUACUGCUUUGAAUGUGUUGGAAUGGCUUCAUUAGUUCAGGAAGCCUUUGCAUGCUGCAGACAGGGUUGGGGAAAAACAAUCGUGUUAGGAGUGGAGAAGCCCGGCGCAGUUUUGAGUUUAAACUUUUUUGAUAUCCUUUUACGUGGAAAGAGUAUCAUGGGAUCGUUAUAUGGAGGAUUGAAGCCUAAAUCAGAUAUCCACACUCUCAUUAAAUGGUAUACAGAAAAGAAACUUGAGCUAGAUAAAUUUGUCACACACGAGAUAGGUUUUGGAGACAUCAAUGAAGCUUUUGAUUUGCUCAUCGAAGGAAAGUGCUUGAGAUGUGUGAUAUGGAUGAACAAAUAAGUAGCCACCCUAUCACGUUGUGACUUGUCUUGUUAUUAAUCUAACAAUUAUGCUAUUCAAAAACUUUAAAUUGUACGUCUAUAUAACACUGGUUUAAAUGUCGUGAUUACGGGUUUUGUCUA
This is a messenger RNA of Cucurbita pepo subsp. pepo (vegetable marrow), 1441 nucleotides long. RefSeq names its product alcohol dehydrogenase-like 7. The record is from RefSeq and is a predicted model, not a curated record. NCBI's taxonomy places the organism in Eukaryota, Viridiplantae, Streptophyta, Magnoliopsida, Cucurbitales, Cucurbitaceae. Gene Ontology annotation, biological process: formaldehyde catabolic process. Gene Ontology annotation, cellular component: cytosol. Gene Ontology annotation, molecular function: S-(hydroxymethyl)glutathione dehydrogenase [NAD(P)+] activity; alcohol dehydrogenase (NAD+) activity; zinc ion binding.